AUGCAAAGAAGAUAUUCUGAACUAGAUCCUGAAGAUAUGGAUAUCAAUUCACGUUCAAACUCGAAUUCAAGCUCGAAUUCCUUACAUAACAACGCAAUGACUACUCUUAUGCAAGAAUCAUCAACUAAAAUGCAAUUUAAAAACCAACAUCGGUUUAAUAAUCCCUGGGGGAACGGCUCAAACAACAAUAAUGAUACUUUUGAUUAUUUAGGUAGUCGAAAGGAAUUUGACUCUAUGGAGCAUCAUGUUUCUAUUAUGGAACCUGAGGAGCUGACUGGUAAUAAUAGUGUUGGUAGCAUCACUUGUAGUGAUAUCAAUAAUGAACAAUAUAAAAGAAGAAAAUCAAGUGUUAUUAUCCCACCAACAAGGGAGGCAGGACCAAACUUGUAUCAACACCUGAUGAAUAAAAAUUGGCAAGCUACUUCAAAUAAUAAUGGUAAUAAUAAUAAUUUAAAUAUGAAUAAUAAUUUGUUUCAAAACAUGCAACCUAAUUCCACCACAACAUCUAAUGUUAAUAUAAGUUUGAAUAUGAAUACAAAUAUGAAUUUCCAUAUGCAAAAUCCCGAUGUGAAUUCGAGAUUCUUAGCUAAUGAAGACUCAUUUAGACGGCAAAGUUUGGCAACUUUUAACUAUAAUCCACAACAUACUGCCACGAAUCUGCAUUCUCAUUAUAAUCCUAAUAUGGUUAAUAGUGCAAAUCCAACUAAUAAUAAUGUAUUAUUAAGAAAUCCAUCGACAAAUUCGACGACAACGUCUCCAUAUAGGAGAAUGAGUACUUUCCCUCAAAAUAUUAACCCUUUAGCCUCAUUUAAUAACCAAGUGCUGAAAGAUGAAAAUCAAUUACAUUUACUACAACAAUCUCAAUCUCAAUCUCAGCAACCUAUAAUUAUUCCUCAUAUGACUAAAUGUACAAAUAAAAGUGAUUUACAGCCAAUAAUAAAUGAUCAGCCGGAGUAUCGAAGAGCUUCUACUUUUACUAAUAAUGUUUCACCAUUAAAAUCGUUAACUACAAGACUUAUCACCACUUAUUCUUUAUGUUCCAAAGAUUUUAUUUAUAAAACUUCAAGAAACCCUAAAAGAGUAUUAACAAAGCCCUGCGAGCCUGUCGAAAACGAUGGAUAUGAUAACGUUAAUAGUGAUUAUAUCCUUUAUGUCAAUGAUAUAUUGGGUGGUGAACAAGCAAGAAAAUAUAUUGUUUUAGAUAUCUUGGGUCAAGGAACAUUUGGACAAGUAGCUAAAUGUCAGAAUAUUGAUACAAAGGAAAUUGCUGCCAUCAAGUUAAUUAAAUCUAAGCCUGAAUAUUUAAAUCAAAGUAUUGUGGAAGUUAAUUUUCUAAAGUUUAUUAAUAAUAAAUUAGACAUUAACGAUGAACAUCAUUUUCUAAGGUUAAAAGAUACUUUUCUCCAUAAAAGACAUUUAUGCUUAGUUUUUGAAUUGUUGUACAAAAAUUUAUAUGAGUUAUUGAAACAAAAUAAUUUCCAUGGUUUAAAUACUAACAUUAUAAGAAAUUUAACAUCACAAUUAUUGGAUUCAUUAUGUAUUUUGAAAAAUAACAAAAUUAUUCAUUGUGAUUUGAAACCAGAAAAUAUAUUAUUAACUUCCAAUUCAAAUACUGAUAUUAAAAUUAUUGAUUUUGGAUCUUCUUGUUACGAAACUCAAACAAUGUUUUCUUAUAUACAAUCAAGAUUUUAUAGAUCUCCGGAAGUCAUAAUGGGUAUACCUUAUUCAUGUAGUAUCGAUAUGUGGUCUUUAGGUUGCAUUAUUGCAGAAUGCUUUCUUGGAAUACCGAUUUUUCCAGGUCAAUCCGAAUUUAACCAAUUAAUUAGAAUAAUCGAUUCAAUAGGUUACCCUCCAAAUUGGAUGAUUGAAAUGGGCAAAAAUUCUAAAAAAUAUUUUAAGUUAAAUAAUUCAAAUGAAUAUCGUUUGAAAACAAUCGAGGAAUAUAAUGAGGAGUAUUCAACAAAUGAAUUACCCACAAAACAAUACAUCAAAUGGAUUAAACUAGAAGAUAUAAUUCUAAAUUCUAAAUAUCCCAGAGAGAUUAGAAACUCUCCUCAGUUAAUUGAAAAAGAAAAUAUUGAAAGAAAAUGUUUAUUGCAUUUCUUAAAAGGGAUAUUAAAUUUAAAUCCAAUAGAAAGAUGGACACCACAACAAGCUUCAAAGCAUCCCUUCAUUACAAAACAACCAUUCUCAGGCGACUGGUAUCCUCCAGGGUUUGUACCAACAAAUUCAGACUUUAGUUACCUUGACAAUACUCAUGACGAACACGCUUCAGAUACUGAUAUUCAUCUACAACGUAAUUCUAAUGAUAAUGAUAAAAUAAAUAUUAAUAAAAAUUUAAAUACCAUAAUAAAUGAUAAGCCUAUCACUACUGCAUUCCCCAAUCAUAAUUAUACUAGUUCCUGUACAGUUAGAAACAGUUCGAAUUCUUCACACAAUAUUCAUAAUAAUGAACUUAAUAACGAAUUCAGUACCAUGUCAUCACCAUUAUCUGAAGUAGCUACAAAUGUAGAUAGUAAAAAUGGUAGUUCUAGGGAAGAUGAUGUUGUUGUUGAUGAUGAUGAUAAUGAUGAUGAUGAUGAUGAUAAUGAUGAUGAUGAUGAUGAUGAUGAUGAUGAUGAUGAUGAUGAUAAUGAUGAUGAUGAUGAUGAGUUUCAUGGAUUAGAAAAUGAAACGACAAAAGAAUUUGACAAACUAAGCAUGGAUGGCUAA
Molecule: messenger RNA, 2712 nt
Organism: Henningerozyma blattae CBS 6284
Lineage: Eukaryota; Fungi; Ascomycota; Saccharomycetes; Saccharomycetales; Saccharomycetaceae
Exons: 1
Coding region: 1-2712 (903 amino acids)
Biological process (GO): peptidyl-threonine phosphorylation; peptidyl-serine phosphorylation
Cellular component (GO): cytoplasm; nucleus
Molecular function (GO): protein tyrosine kinase activity; ATP binding; protein serine/threonine kinase activity
Source: RefSeq, a predicted model, not a curated record